CAGAGCAGGUUUCCUUUAUAAACAAACCUUGCUGGCUAGUUAGGAGGAACUUAGAUUUCAGACAGAUUCAUGUCCACUGUAUUUUAUUUAGACUAAAUUUUAUCCAGUUUAAUAUAAAACUAACCACGUCUUUAUCUUAUUUAUCGACACAUUUCUUCAUGGUUGGCAUUUCGCCGCGGUUGUGCAGUUUGAUAGCUGUUAGCUAACGUUAGAUACCGGUAACUAACUUUUUACUGGUAAUAUUUUUUUUAGUUAGCUAGGUUAGCUAACAGUUUUACACCCGGUUUCCUUACAGCAGAUGAAAGAAGCACAACGCUCAAGGUUUACAUUCGGGUUGUCUGUUUAUUACACGUUUAACUAAAACAUUAAUUUUAAUAAAAUACGGGUGUUUACAAUGUAGCUUAGCUGGUUACCCGCUAGCCGGCUAGCUAGCGUUAUCACAGUCAUGGCUGGGCUGGUUAGCUAACGCUAGCUGAGCUAAGCUAAACUAAGCUAGAUCUUAAACUCGACCUGAUUCAGACCUACGUCUGACAAUCGUUAAAUCACCUCACAGAGGCUAAACGGUCUAGAAACUUCUGUAUCAGCAGUUCAGCUCCAGGCAGUGGACUGUGUCUAAUAUUAGCUACUGUAGGAGAUGAGUCAGAUGACCUGACUGCAAGUUCUCAGCACUUUAUUGUAUUUCAACAAUGUCAAAAAUAGCGUGGUAUCAGGAAAAGAUUGGCGCCUAUGAUCAACAAAUAUGGGAGAAAUCUUUGGAGCAAGCUGAAUUGAAGGGAAUCAGAAACAAGCCGAAGAAAACUGGCCACAUCAAGCCGGACCUCAUCGAUGUUGACCUGGUGAGAGGUUCCACAUUCAGCAAGGCCAAACCGGAGAGCCCAUGGACUGCUCUGACCCGUAAAGGCUUGGUCAGGGUUCUCCUGUACCCUUUCUUCUUUAAAUGGUGGAUCCAGGUUACCUCCAAAUGCAUUGCCACUGGAAUACUGUUGCUGUACUUUCUGCAAGUGGCAGCUGUUGCAUUGUAUAUAGAAGUGCCUGCAGCCACUGCCGGUGAGGUCGUAGGUCCAAUGUGCCUGAUGCUGUUACUGGGAACAGUUCACUGUCAAAUAGUGUCCACAGAGUCCAGCCGGAGCACUGAUGACAGCCCUGUCACCAGCCCAGUUACAAGUCGGACAGCCAGCCGGGCCACCAGUCCUGCUCGUAGGAAAAGACAUCGAAAGGCUAGAGGAUUGAAGAGAGCAGAUAAAGAAGAAGGAAGAGCAGCCCUUAAAGUGUGGAACCCUAAAAAGAAUCAGCUGUUCAGCAAAUCAGAGAAAAGACAGAACUCCUUGAGACAGUCAGUGGAUGGGCUGUCUGAGGACCUUUCCAGUGACGAAGAGGAGGGUGAGGAAGGAGAGCGGCCCAGAGACAGACUCAUUCCACCUGCUCAGGCCAAACCUGCUCCUGGACUCAGAAAGAGGCUUUGCAAUGCCAAAACGACCAAGUGUCCCCCUGUUCCCAACACGCAGCAUCCAGUUAAAAUCAACAAGAAGGAAGCAGAUGACUCUGGGACGGCAGCCAUUACAGCAGCAACACCUUCAGAGGUGGAGCACCUGCAGCCUUCCGAGGAUUCCCGGCCCGCCUCAGACUCGGAUGACAUGCUUUGGGAGGAGCUUUUGCAGGAUCCUGACUCCGCCUCCUCAGUAAGCAGUGAUAGUGGGGAGGAAGAACUUCACUGCCAUAACCACACCCUCCCUCCACCCACUGUUCUCACCAGUGAUGAUGAAGAGGCCUUUCCACAGCACCAGCUGUCCUGGCUGCAGGCCUGCCACCCUUCCAAAGAUCGUGUCAGUGCCAUCAUCUGGGAGCAGGGCGAGUGCAAGAAGGCUGAUAUGUCUGUGCUGGAGAUCAGUGGCAUCAUCCUUACAAGGGUGAAGGUGGUGGAGCAGGGAAUGGGCUAUCUGGUGUUGGGAGGUUUGGUCACAGCCACACUGGCUCUGCUCCCAUUCUGCUUCCGCCUGAUGCAGCAGAUGGACAUGACCCGCAUCAGUUCCAUCACUCUGCAUGAACUGGCGGUCAUGGCUGCUGGAACUCUCAGCACUGGCUCAUACGUGUUCUUUUUUAUCACCACUGUGGAAAGAGUCUUCCUCACUGGACUUUUUUUCUUCAUGAUGUGUGUUGCUGAGAGAACAUAUAAACAACGGCUCCUCUUUGCCAAGCUCUUCAGCCACAUCACAUCAGCACGAAAAGCGAAGAUGUCCGAGAUCCCACAUUUCAGACUGAAGAAAGUGCAGAACAUCAAGAUGUGGCUCUCACUCCGAUCUUUCCUUAAGAGACGAGGACCCCAGCGCUCAGUGGAUGUCAUUGUUUCCUCCAUCUUCCUCCUUGCACUCUCCAUCGCCUUCACUAUAUGUGCUCAGCUGCUGCACAGUCACCACACCUUUCUGGACUGGGAGAGUAACUGGGAGCUGCUUGUGUGGGGCAGUGCUCUAUUCGUCUUUCUACUGAAACUGGCCACACUGGGGGCUGAGACCAACCACAAGUACAGCAAUGCAUCCGUGCUGCUCACUGAACAGAUAAACCUGUAUCUGAAGAUGGAAAAGAAACCAGACAAGAAAGAUGAGCUGAGCAUCGUCAACAAUGUUCUGAAGCUGGCCACCAAACUGCUGAAGGAGUUGGACACUCCGUUUCGUUUGCUAGGCCUGACUGUGAACCCCCUCAUCUACAACAUCACCCGAGUGGUCAUCCUGUCUGCGGUCUCUGCUGUGGUCAGUGACCUGCUGGGGUUCAAUAUCAGACUUUGGAAGAUCAAACCAUGAUGAGAAACCACUACAAUUCCAAGUUUAGGAGGAGAAGUUUAAUCCUGCUGGAGGAACAAGCUUCAGUCUUAUAUUUUGUACAUGUGUGCAAAUCUACUGACCAAAUCUAUGCAUUCCUGUGCCUCUGUUGCCUGUACCAUACAGCCAAAAUCUAUGAAUCUAGAACUAAUGCAGUGUCAGCAUGCUUUCACGUGUGACGCUGGGGGCCUGAUGCACAUAUUUGAGCCUUUUUUUUUAUACCCACAGCAAAUAUAAUUGUGGGCAUAGUUAGCAAAGAAUUGAACACUUAGUGGCCAAACAUUCCAUAUAUUAGAUGCCACUCCAUCACAGUGCAUCUGUGCCAGGAUUUUUUUUUCUCUUUUUUUAGGAAUUUGUGGUCUCAAGACACUCCGAAAAAAAUUUAUCAAACACAUAGUUAUUAUAAAAAAAAUAGUUGCACUUCCUUUAUAAAUGAAGAAGGUUACCAGGAACAAUCAAUGAUUAAAAACUGAUUAGAUUGAUAUGGGUAAUUCUGAUUCUGCAUUUGGAUUCGCUCCCUACAUGAUAGUAAAAUAGUCCAAAUAGUGCAAGAUAUAGCUCUGUAAAAAAUUAAAAACCACUUCAGUUUCUGAAUCAGUUUCUCAGAUUUUGCUGUUUAUAGGUAAAUGUUUGAGUAAAAUUAACAUUGUGGUUUUAUUCUAUAAACAUUUUUUUUUCAAAUUCCAAAUAAAAAUAAAUAAAUUGUCAUUUAGAGCAUGUAUUUGCAGAAAAUGAGAAAACAGGCUUUCAUACCUCAUAUAAUGCAAAGAAAACAAGUUUAUGUUCAUAAGGUUCAUAGAGUUCAGAAAUCACAGUGUGCAUGCAUCUUGGCAUGUUCUCCUCCACCAGUCUUACACACUGCUUUUGGAUAACUUUUUGCCACUCCUGGUGUAAAAAUUCAAGCAUUUCAGCUUGGUUUGAUGGCUUGUGAUCAUCCAUCUUCCUCUUGAUUAUAUUCCAGAGGUUUUCAAUUUGGUAAAAUCAAAGAAACUCAUAAUUUUUAAGUGGUCUCUUCUUUUUUCCAGAGUUGUAUAGUGUACAGAAUAUGUACACUAAAAUUUCCAAUGUAUACCAUAAUGCAGUGCGAUGAUGAUGUGCCAGAUGCUCUGAGAGCAGCACAAAAUAUUUUGGUUUAUUCUUUGGUCAUUCCCUAGUCAGUUAACUGACACAAAUGCUAUACAGUGAUUAGUAAAGGAGUUAAUGAGUGAACCAUCCCGAAAACAGCUUUAGUCAUAUUUAUUGAGCUACACCUACAGAAGUAGUGUGUAAUGCAUGUGUAAUGCAAUAUGCCUGACAUUUGAGAGGUUCCUAACGAUGUCCUGCAGUAAUCUAUCCCCUGCAUUUUAAAUAUUCUCAAGCAGUAAGUGUUAAAUGUUGAUAGAGCAUCCAAUAGCAUCCCACCCAUUUACAAUCAGGGAUAGGUCUGGCGAUGCAGCAGGCCAUGGCCUAGUAUCUGUCUCUUUAAGACAAGCUCAUGAGACAGCAGCAGUAUGUGGACAAGCAUUGUCCUGUUGGACCAGCACUCCGGAGUAUGAGUUCAGAAAUGGUAGGGACUCUUUUUGCAGGACCUUUUCUUUCCUGUCAGUUGAGUCUUUCUGGGUACAACUUUUUUUUUUUUGACUGAUAUUUCUAAUAUGUGAAAGCACGUUUCAUGUUGGGGUGUCAGUGUCUUCAAACUGAUUUUUUUUUUUGUGAGAAUUUCACAGGCCAGAUUGUGGAAUGACUGAUUCUGUAUGUAAUUGAAAAGUCCUUAAUGCACUUGUCAGUGUUGCUGUAAACACAAAUCUGCUUGAUCUUGCAUUCCAGUUUGUGCCCAGAAUUCUCAGAAACACUUAAUGAGAACGCCACACCUUCUUUAUACAUAACCACUAAGUGCCUUGUGAAUGUGAUAAAGUAUACUAAUAUACUAAUGCAGUGUGCUCUUUUUUAUUUGUUGGAUUUGGACAGUGUAGAAUCUGAUCUGAGAAAAGUAUCUACCUGUUUACAAAAAAAAAAAACUAAGUGUACUGGGGACAUUGCACAUUUGUCAUAUUAAAUUGGUCAUUGUUUA
Messenger RNA from Astyanax mexicanus (Mexican tetra), 4863 nucleotides. It is a transcript of the gene phtf1, whose product is annotated as putative homeodomain transcription factor 1. NCBI's taxonomy places the organism in Eukaryota, Metazoa, Chordata, Actinopteri, Characiformes, Acestrorhamphidae. Bases 687 to 2795 code for a protein of 702 amino acids. The record is from RefSeq and is a predicted model, not a curated record. The transcript has 17 exons. Gene Ontology annotation, cellular component: endoplasmic reticulum.